This is a messenger RNA of Musca domestica (house fly), 3654 nucleotides long. RefSeq lists its product as uncharacterized. NCBI's taxonomy places the organism in Eukaryota, Metazoa, Arthropoda, Insecta, Diptera, Muscidae. The transcript has 3 exons. The coding region runs from base 2602 to 3423 and encodes 273 amino acids. The record is from RefSeq and is a predicted model, not a curated record.
CAAAUCGAUUUGAUUGUUCUUCAACAUUCAGGGAUCAUAUAUGAUAAAAUAUGAAGGUUACGUGAUGCAAUCAUAUGUUUACAUUUUUUUUUAAAUUAUUCAUUUGACAACAUCUCAUUGCCAAAAUAUAUAUUUAUAGAUCCAUUGUACUUACACAAAUCAGAUAUGGGGACUAGUUUUCUAUGCGGUAAAAUUUGACAAGGUAAAUUGCAGAAAAUGCAGAGUUGGUUAUGCUUAUUUUAAAUAACUUUACCUUCUUAUACACAAGAAUCUACUACUUUCAGCAUUUUGCAAUAUUUUAUUUGAAAAUCGCUCCCGAAAACAUUGUACAACUGCAGCUAAAUGUUCAUUAGAUACAAAUUGUCCAAGUAAAUUGUAGUAGCAGAAAAUCUGCCAAUUUUUCAUACCCUCAACAAUAUGGCAAGAGACGGUAUAUAUCAUUUGAUUCGGUCAAAACGUGCCUCAUCGAAAUAUCGGUUUUAGACCCUAGGUCUCUUUGGACCAAAUCCGUUUCAGGACACUGGAGUCGAUCUAGCGAUAUCCUUCCGUGCUGGCUGGCUGGUGCGCACGAUAACUCUCGAAGGGAGUAUCCGAUUUGGUCCAAACCUAGUACAUCGUAAUAUUAUUAUUAAACUUAGAUCGUGUUCGGAGAUGAACAACAUUGGCGAACUCCUUCUGGUAUCUCCCCCACAAAAGGACAACAUUUUAAAAGAAAAUAUUUUACUACACAGAGUGAGAAAGGAUAAUCCGAUUUUGCUCCAACUUUGCAACUCCUAAUAUGUGCAUCAGUUCUAGGUCAGGUGCGAAAAUGGAUAAUAUCGGUGCACCCCCUCAAGUACCGCCCCCACAAAGGGUCAACAUUUUGAUUUAAUUUCACAGAUCUCAAUAUUUUAAUUAACUCAAUGUCUGGUAUGAAGAUGGAUGGAUGUCGGGUAUGGAUGGUUUCGAAUAAUCAAAACGAUUAUUAAAUCCGAAAUAAACGUCCCGUUCUCUUCAUAUUUCACAAAUCACAUUAUUUUUACUAACAGUAGAUCUGCAAUGAAAAUGGGAUAUAUCAGCGCACUCCUUCUGGAACUCCCCCAACAAAGGGUUCAAAAUUUUGAAUAUCCAUGAAGCUGCUAAAACGCAAAAUUAAAAUCCGAUUCUAUUCAGACUUGGCAAAUCUCAAUACUUUUAUCAACACAAGAUCUGUUAAAAAGAUGGUAGAGAUCGGGCCACUUCUUCUUGUGGCAAAAGGUUAAAGUUUCGAAUAAUCAAAACGAUUAUUAAAUCCAAAUUAAAUAAAACCUCUUUAUAUUUCACACAUCCCAUUAUUUCUACUUACACAAGAUCUGCUGUAAAAAUGGCAUAUAUCGGCGCACUCCUUCUGGAACUUCCCACACAAAGGGUUCAAAAUUUUUAAAAAAAUCAAAUUUCACACACCCGAACAUUUUUGCUUACGCAAAAUCUGUUAUGAGAAUUAUAGAUAUUUGUCUACCCGUUCUGGCACCUCAAAAACGAAGGGUCACAAUCUCCAAUACUUAUAUCAGUCAUAACAUGUGGUUCUUUACAAAUUGAUAUGUCUAAAUAUUUCCCUUAGCCAGAAAGCUGAUAUGAAUAUGCAAUUAAUCGAAUUGGACAAUAUUGGCCUACUGCUUCGGACCUCCCCCAUAAAAGGUCAACGGUUAGAAUACAUCCUAUACUAUACUAUUUAACUUGUUAAAAUUAAAUUUGGCUGCAAUUUUUGCAAUGUUUUCGUAUACGAAAACGAAUUUCCAAUAUUUCCAAUUAGAUUGUCUUAUAUGUUGAUUUUGCAAGGUUGCCACCUAGUUUUAUAUUUUUACCAGGUUGUUCGUUCUUUCAGGUCAAAGUAAUUCGUUUUGUUUUUGAACUUAGCCCAGCCACAUAAGACGAAUAAGCCACUAAAAUGUAAUUGGAACAAACUAAUGCAGAAUACCGUUAGGUUGGAAAAACAUGGGUUAUUUCUAAAAAAAAUAAAGCCAAAGAGCUUUUUUCUCAUUACCAAGUACUGGUAUUAUUAUCCCAUGCAAUAAACUUUCAACCGUGGGAAAAUAAUUCAAAGUGACCACAUUCAAACAUAUGAUGACAAUCAUCUCACAAGCUUACCUUUAAUAGCAUUCAAAUUUAUAAAUCUGUUUUAGCGAAUUCUCAAAUGAGAUUACCUUGUGUAAUUAUAUCACGUUUUUGACUUUAGCGAAAGGAAUCUUUACUUGGACUAGAUUUGCAGUAUGUCUUUGAUGAAAAAAAAUUUACUAACUUACCUUUGGCAACAUUUAAAUACAAUGGGUUGUAUUCUUAGAUGAGGCUACCUGUGUUAUUAUAUCACACUGUCAACCAUAGUAGCGGACAAAAAAUUCAACUUGACUGGAUUUUUUUAGCAAGUCGUUAUAUUGCAAAGGAUUUUUUAGAUAUCUGGAAAUACUCAUAAUAUUUAAUUUUACUAUAAUUAAUUUAGCUAUCAUCAUAAUUAAUUAAACAAUAUUAAAAAUAUCAUUAUUUGGCUUUGUUUCAACAACCAACCCGUGUUGUGAAUGCUUUAAAUUUUGGUCUUAUAUUUGCACAGUUAUAUAUGUGUAUUAUUGUUGGUUUUGCAAUAAAAAUAUGUUAUCAUCACAUGAAAUCAAGGCAAAGAGAAAACCAUCAGCCGAAAAAGAUUCGGGAUUCCUACGGAUUGGCUCUUUGAAUGUCCGAGUGAAGAAAACGACCGAAGCGUUCAGCAACUUCUUGGGUGUGGGCAAUGGCAAUGGGAGCUCAAUGCCGGCACAGCCGCAUCAUCACCAUCCACACGCAGCCUCAACAGCAAGUCUCCCUCACCAGCGGCCCCAUCGUCACCAUCACUAUCCACAUCAUCUUCAUCACGCUGGUACGAUGCGGAAUCAGCAUCAUCUGCAUCCGAUGAUGAUGAAAAAAUCCUCAACAAUGAUGGCAAAAAAGAACACACCAUCGUCAAUGCACCACCUAGCACCGGGCUCGAGAGCGAGUGCACCCAUUAAUAGUAAACAAUUCGACUUGCUGCAUAAAUCAUGGGGUUCUGCCGACAACAUAAAUGGUACGUCGUCUAAUAUUAACAAUGUGACACAUGAUGAUGACGACGACGAUGAUGAAUCCCUAAUGCCACCACCAAAAGUUCUAGAUAGUGUUAAGAAACGCCAAAAGAACGCAAAACGUUCUUCUUUGACAUCCAAUACAACAGAUUCACCCAGAGAUUCCAUAUCUUCGACAUCAAGUUCUAAUUUCAAUACUGGCUACAGUAGUAUGCCAACGACACCCAAUCAAUUACGUUCACCCUUGGGCUUAGGUGCUGUGGCCCACAGCCUGACUGUUGAUUCGGACUCGGAUUCGGCAUGUGGUUUUGAUUCUAAUUGGUCGAUAAACGGUCGUAGUUCCCUAAGCAGCAGCAAUCUCAAAUCAACGAAAUAUUAACGGUCCCGAAGACCCCAUUCUAGCUCGAACAUUAUUUAACAUGAACAAUAAACAUGUUUUUGAUACAUUAGUUAUUAAGCCAUGACUAACAAAUUAUUAAACGAACAACUAGUAGUUAUAAAUAAAAAAUAAAUAAAUUUAAUUUUAAAAAUAUAUUUUCUAAUUGGAGCAUCCUAAAUGUAUAUUUACUAACAAUUGCAUCAAUCUCAAUAAAUAUAACAUGUAAACUUA